AUGACUGUGGUCGAUCUUGAUGAAGUUAAAGAAAAAAUUAAAGAAACUCAGAAACGAUAUAUGUUUCCAGCGGCAUUGCUAGUAUUUCAAUGUAUAUUUAUAAUAUUAUUUGGUGUUCAUGCUGAUUAUGGAUUAAGACAUGAGGAAAGUAUAAAUUCAAAUGAAACACAAUCUCACAAUAGUCCACCAUCAUUUGGUGAUGUUGAAUUUUAUUAUUCAUUUUUUCAAGAUGUUCAUGUUAUGAUGUUUAUUGGUUUUGGUUUUUUAAUGACUUUUCUUCGUCGUUAUUCAUUUUCAUCAGUUUCAUUUAAUUUUUUAAUAGCUGCAUUUGUUGUUGAAUGGGCUAUAUUAAUUCAUGGUUAUGUAUUUGAAUGGAAUACAUUAACAAAAUCAUUUCCAGUUAAUACAAAAACUCUUCUUCAAGCAGAUUUUGUAUGUGCAUCGGUUUUAAUAUCAUUUGGUGCUGUUCUUGGAAAAACAAAUCCAGCACAAUUAAUUGUACUUGCACUAGUUGAAGUUGUUAUUCAAGUAUGGAAUGAAUAUAUUGGUACUGUACUUUUUUGUGUUUAUGAUGCUGGAGAAUCAAUAUUUGUUCAUGUAUUUGGUGCUUAUUUUGGUUUAGCUGCAUCAUAUGCUCUUCAACAUCGACACGAAGUUCAAUCGCCAAAAGAAAGUUCAAGUUAUGCAUCUGAUGUAUUUUCAAUGAUAGGUACAUUAUUUUUAUUUUGUUUUUGGCCAUCAUUUAAUGCAGGUACAGCAUAUGGAGAUGGAAGAUUACGUGCUAUUGUUAAUACAUAUAUUAGUAUAAGUGCAUCAGUUAUAUUAACAUUUACUAUAUCAGCAUUUGUUGGAAAAGGUAAAGAAGAAAUAAUUCAUAUACAAAAUGCAACAUUAGCUGGUGGUGUUGCUGUUGGUACUGUAGCUGAUAAAGAUAUUGGAUUAUUUGGAGCUAUGAUAAUAGGAAGUCUUGCUGGAACAAUAUCAACAUUAGGUUAUAAAUAUUUACUUGAAUUAUUAAAAAGAAUUCAUAUACAUGAUACAUGUGGUGUUCAUAAUUUACAUGGUAUGCCUGGAGUUUUAGCAGGUUUAACUGGUAUUGUUGUUGCUAGUAUGCCUUGGAAAUCAUUUUAUCAUGAAAAUUUAACAUCAAAAUGUUUAUCAGGAGGUAUACAUAGAUCAGCUGCAGUUCAAGCUGGUUAUCAAUGUGCUGGUCUUGUUUUAACAUUAGGUAUGGCUAUUGUUGGUGGUCUUUUAACUGGAGCUUUUCUUCAUUUACCUAUAUUUGCUACACCAGAUAAUGAUUCUUAUUUUGAUGAUAGUCUUAAUUGGCAUGUUCCACAAGAUUUUGUUGCUGAAGAUUCAGCAUUAGGUUCUUUAAUGAAAAGUCUUUCACCAAUUCAAAUGCAAAUUGAUGAAAAUCCUAAAGAAGAUAAAUUAAAACAACAAGGAAGUAAUCCAAAUAUAAUUGAAGUUAUUCAAGAAAAAACACCUCAACCAUCAGUUCAUACAAUAUCACGAAAUUCAACUGAAUCAACUUCUGUAUAUUUAUCACAAUCAAAAUUUGAUCAAAAUAAUUCAAAAUCACCGAUUUUUUUAACUCAUCGAUUAUAG
This is a messenger RNA of Rotaria sp. Silwood1, 1611 nucleotides long. The record is from the annotation of a GenBank genome assembly. Lineage: Eukaryota; Metazoa; Rotifera; Eurotatoria; Philodinida; Philodinidae.